ACAAGGAAAAAGAGAGGGUGAGAGAGAGAGAGAGAGAGAGAGAUAAAGAAGGAAGAAGAAGAGGAAGAAGAAAAAUAGAAAAUAAAGAUAUUAAUUUUUCAUCUCAUCGAAGUGAAAUAGAAAGAAGAAGGUGUAACUAACAACGACUUGGGUUAAGCAAGUUUAUUCUGUGAAAAAUGGAGGCAGAAAAGAACGGUACUAUGGAGAAGGAAAAGAAUGAGGGUGGAAAUGAGGUGGCAACUUCGGUAAACAUUACGAACGAAGUUGCGAAUAUGAAGCUCGAUGACGUUACAGCUAAUUCGGGAAAUUCGACGCCAGGUAGUCCAGCUGCCAGUUCACCAGCCGGUAGCUUUUUGACGAAUUUUAAAGCUUUCUCGAAAUUUGGUGAUCCUAAGAGUGAUGGAAAAUUGAUAACACUUAGCCAAAGUGAUAAAUGGAUGAAACAGGCCAAAGUGAUUGAUGGAAAGAAGAUUACAACAACGGACACCGGGAUCUAUUUUAAGAAACACAAGUCAAUGAAACUUGGUAUCGAUCAGUACAAAUCAUUCCUCGAGGAACUCGCUAAAAGUAAGAAGGUUGAUUUCGUUGAAAUGAAAAACAAGAUGGCGAAUUGUGGUGCACCAGGUGUUACAGUAGGUGCAUCCGGGACUAAGAAGUCUUCAAGAGUGGUCACCUUUAAUAUUAUCAAUAAAAACGACUUGCAGGCUGGUAAAGCAGCAUCUACGGUGGAUCGUUUGACGGAUGUUACUAAAUACACUGGUUCUCAUAAGCAACGUUUCGACGAGAGUGGUAAGGGUAAGGGUAUAGCUGGUCGAAAGGAUUUACCCGAUCAAUCGGGAUAUGUCCAAGGUUAUCAAAACAAGGACACUUAUAAUAAAGGUCACUAGCCCGAUCUAUACGAUCUAAAAAAAAAAGAGGCUUAUUUUAUCAUCUCUUAAUAAUACGUACACACUGUCUACCCGUCCAGGCAGUUAUAACACGCACCUAAAAAAAAAACGCUUCCUUUAUCUUAAAUUAUCGUACAUAGGAAACGUUUCAUUUUUUGAUAUUCGCGUAACUGCGUAAAUUAAAAUACACGGAAGGGUGAAUCAAUGGAUUGCUAGAUGCUUCCUCAUGGUUGUAUCAUAUAUUCAUCGUUCUUCGAUCAUUAUUCAAUAAUUAAAUUAUAAUAUAAUUGUUUGAUACAAUUAUAAUGUUAUAUUAUUAUUUUCUUUUACGAUCUCGUGGAUUUUAUUUGUUCGAACUAAACGAAUACGUUGAUUUCUCUGUGUGUUUUUGAUAUAAUCUUUUUUUAUUCCAUUUGAUUUUUCUUUUCUUUUAUUUUUUUGAUAAAAUGAGAGACGAAGAGGGAGAGAGAGAAAGAGAGAGAGAGAGAGAGAGAGAGAGAGAGAGAGAGAGAGAGAGAGAGAGAGAGAGGAAAUUAGAGGUCGAAGAACGAGAGAAACGUACGACCUGACGUCACCGUUGAUCGUCAAGAUCCUGGAUGAUCUUGAUAUAACGAUCUCGAUAAAUACAUACAUAAAUACAUACGUAAAUACAUAUAUGCCACUAUUUGGUAAUAAUAAUGGUGGUAAUAAUAGUACCAUAACAUUUUCUGUUAAAUCUAUUAAAUCUAUGGGAGUGGUUUAAAUUCACUUGAGUACCUAAUUAAGGAACGAACCCGUUCAAUAUAUACGUAUAUAUAUAUAUAUAUAUAUAUAUAUAUUCUCGAAAUGAGAGACUUUUGUAAUGCUGGAUCGAUACGAUUGUCUUUUGAAGUAAGUAAGUAAUUAAGUAAAUAAGUACAUGAAUAAGUAAGUAAGUAAAUAAGUAAUCAAGUAAGUACUUAAAUACUUAUUUAAUACCAAGUGAAGAUAAUCAGUACCAAUACCCAUAUAUAUACGUAUAUAUAUAUAUAUAUAUAUAUAUAUAUAUAUAUAUAUAUAUAUGCACUUUAAUAACGAAUAUAAUGUCGACCACGCGUUAAUCGAUUUUAUAUUUUAACAAUAUUCGAUAUACAUAUUUUUUUUCUCUCUCUUUUUUUUUUUUUUACUUUUGCCAAUGACGGGGGGGGGGAGAGAGUUCAGUGCUGUAUGAGCGGCGAAGAUAAAUAAAAGAUUGAUAGCUACGAUAAAUAUACAAUUCUAGCAAAAGAUACGAAUCUUCGAUUCGCCGAUAAUUAUUAUAUUUUUCCUUGUGCGAAAAUAUUAAAAGAAAAAAUGAAAAAAGAAAAAAAAGAUAAUAAAAACAGAAUACAAAAGGAAAAAAAGACAAAAAAUAUACAUAUAUACACCUGUAUACAUAUAUAUAUAUAUAUAUAUUAUAUACAUGUAUUUUCAGAAAAAUCGUAAUAUUCGGAUUUUCGCAAUUUUACUGCUUUGGUAAUGUUCAGGGGUUCUUUACCGCCAAAAAAAAAGGGGAGUAACGAACGUAAAAAAAAAAGAAGAAAAGAAAAAAUAAUAAAAAACAAAAAAAAAGCAAAAAAUAAUGAAAAAAGAAAAAAAAACAAUAAAAAAAUAUAUAAAUAAAGAAAAGAAAAUACGAAACAAACCAAGAACGAAAAAGACGAUGCUGAUGCAACAAUAAAAGAUUUGUGAUAUAGCUUUUCUUUUUUUUUUCUUUCUCUUUCUUUUCUUUUUUUUUUCUUUUUUUUUUAAUUUUUUAAGAAGAAUCUCGACGAGUGAUCGCGAACGAACGAAUGGUUAAGAAGGAAAAAGAGAGAGGAUGAAAGGGACGAAGAAAAGGACAAGGAAAUGAACUUAAUAAUAAUGCCGUUAAACUUUUGCGCAUACAAAUUAAUCGAAAAGUAUUUGAAGUGUACUUAAAAAUAAUAAUAAUAAUAAUAAUAAUAAUAAUAAUAAUAAUAAUAAUAAUAAAAAAAAGAAAGAAAAAAUAAAACAGAAAAAACUAAGUAAUUGUACUUGUCGACAUAAUUGCCUCAGAUGCGAGACCAAACGCAUAUUUAACAUAGAUACUACGUUCAAUUGUAAAAAGUGUGUUAUUUGUAGUACGCUUAUAUAUUUGAAUGUCAUUACAUAUAUAAGAAUUUAUAUAUAUAUAUAUAUAUAUAUAUAUAUAUAUAUAUAUAAAAUUUUCAUUCGUAAAGCGUGCGUAACGUAAAUGCAAUAACGAAUUUAUUUUAUACAUUAUUAACAAAUACCGAUAUAUUCGAAACAUAUUUUUCUCCGAUAUUAUGAUAUUUCUAUUUCUAUUUUUUAUUCCAAAAAAAAAGAAAAAAGAAAAAAAAAAAAGAAAAAAAAAAUGAAAAGAAAAGUGAAAUAUGGUCGAAGGUUUUAAAUUUUAGUUACUUUUUUUUUUUUGAUUUCUAUUCUUUCGUUUUUUUUCCCCACACUUAAAACGUAAGAUACGGAUAUAUUUUUUUUUGUUUCCUUUUUUACGAUCAUUCGCAUUUAUUAUAAUAAUAAUAAUAAUAAUAAUAAUUAUUAUUAUUAUUAUAUACGAUCUUUCGCGCACGCUUAAUGUAUACGAAUACUUUUUAAAAUAAUGUAUUAUGUAUUCACAUUGUCGUCAAUGGAAUAUAACUAUACAUGGAAUUAAUGGAUUUUUCAUCAUUUGAAAAAGAAAAGGAAAGACAAAGGAAAAAAAAGGGAAGAAUAAGAAAAAAAAAAAAAAAGAAGAAAGAAAAAAAAACCGAUGAAAAAUGAAAAAUGUUCGUUUAUUUGACACCUUCUUUCUUUAUGGUAAUAGGUCAAUAACAUCUUCUUAUGUUUCUCUUUA
Vespa crabro (European hornet) is the source of this 3717-nucleotide messenger RNA. It is a transcript of the gene ringer, whose product is annotated as tubulin polymerization-promoting protein homolog. Gene Ontology annotation, cellular component: microtubule. Gene Ontology annotation, molecular function: tubulin binding. Gene Ontology annotation, biological process: microtubule bundle formation; microtubule polymerization; positive regulation of protein polymerization. The record is from RefSeq and is a predicted model, not a curated record. Bases 177 to 887 code for a protein of 236 amino acids. The transcript is spliced from 4 exons. NCBI's taxonomy places the organism in Eukaryota, Metazoa, Arthropoda, Insecta, Hymenoptera, Vespidae.